Molecule: messenger RNA, 1914 nt
Organism: Anoplophora glabripennis (Asian longhorned beetle)
Lineage: Eukaryota; Metazoa; Arthropoda; Insecta; Coleoptera; Cerambycidae
Gene: foxo
Product: forkhead box protein O
Exons: 5
Coding region: 392-1900 (502 amino acids)
Biological process (GO): regulation of transcription by RNA polymerase II
Cellular component (GO): nucleus
Molecular function (GO): RNA polymerase II cis-regulatory region sequence-specific DNA binding; DNA-binding transcription factor activity, RNA polymerase II-specific
Source: RefSeq, a predicted model, not a curated record
GCAUGAUCCGGUGGGCACGUCCUCCAACGCGUUCUGCGACUCCACUUGGCGUGCGAACCUCGCGGAUGAUAGUCCUCACACAAGUCGUUCUCCGUUUCUCGCGCUCGAAACUGCGCCACCAGCGUGUUGUUUACCCGCCCGCACACCAGUGUGCCGAAGCGAUACUCCACCGCGAAGGGGAUGUUGUUGUGCAUCGGGGAGUGAGUUAUAGUGUGCGAGAUAAAAAAUAAAAAGGAGUAGUUCUCCCACAGAGUAAACCGCGACCGUCCGAACAGUUACCGGUCAGUGCGGGCGAGUGCGGCGGGAACUGCGCCUCAAGUAAAUUUAGCCCGGUGCCGCCGGCCAAGAGGACGAUUCCCACGGACGCCGCCUAGCAGCAGGAGCUCUCUUUAUGAACGGUCCGUACGGGGCCUGGCCGGUCAAGAUGAACCUCAACAUCAUGGAGCCCGUGGCGGAGCACGGCGACGGCUUCGAGCCGCAGACGCGAGCCCGCUCCAACACGUGGCCCCUGCCCAGGCCGGAUAACUACGUGGAGCCGGGCGAGGAGGGCGGCGGCAACAAGUGCCCGGUGCCGAUGCCGGCCGCCGCCUCCGCCUCCGUACCGGCCAAGAAGAAUUCGAGCCGCAGGAACGCGUGGGGUAACCUCAGCUACGCGGACCUCAUAACGCAGGCCAUCACCACCUCGCCGGACAAGAGGCUCACCCUGUCGCAGAUCUACGAGUGGAUGGUGCAGAACGUGCCCUACUUCAAGGAUAAGGGCGACAGCAACAGCUCGGCAGGAUGGAAGAACUCCAUCCGGCACAACCUGUCACUUCACAACCGUUUCAUGAGGGUACAGAACGAAGGCACCGGCAAGUCCUCCUGGUGGAUGAUCAACCCAGACGCCAAACCAGGCAAAUCGGUGAGGCGGAGGGCCGCCUCCAUGGAGACGAGUAAAUUCGAGAAAAAACGGGGGCGGGCAAAAAAGAAAGUGGAGAUCCUGAGGAAUGGCGGAGGUUGCUUGCCGGAUACCACCCCCAGUCCCAGUUCGUCGGUGUCGGAGAGUCUCGAUUUGUUCCCCGAUUCUCCCAUUCACAGCAGCGGUUUCCAAUUAAGUCCUGACUUCAGACCCAGAGCAUCGUCGAACACGUCCUCGUGCGGGAGACUGUCCCCCAUCCCCUCGGUGGGGGUCGAACCCGUCUGGACCACCCCCGAGCAGUACACCAACUCCAACUACAGUCCGGAGAUGGUGUCCAGCGGAAACUACUCGCCCGACACGCUGGCAGGCAGCAUGGAACAGGGGAUGAAGCUGCAGCCCUCGGAGUACCUGGGGUACAUCAACGGACAGAAUAACCAACAACCCCCACCGCCAUAUACCGCCCCCUACGAGACGUUUCAUGGAUGCAGAGACAUCAACGCAUUGCACGCCACGUCGCCUUACGGCUUGACGCAGUGCCCCAUCCACAGGAUGCAGUCUUGCUCGUGCAUGCAACCAAUCAAGGUUGAGAGUAUGUCGCCAGCUGGCAUGUCCCCUUCGUACCCGCACUCGGAACCAUCCCCCGACCCCCUCACUAGUCAAUUCAUGAUCAACAGGAUGCCCAGGCCCUCGUCGAGUAGUCCACCGCUGACACCCCAACCCCCAACCCAGCGCACGCUGAUGGGCCAGAUCUUGGGCGCGCUCAACAACAGCUCCAUGCUGGACGACAUCAGCGUGGAGUCGCUGCAGGGCGGCUUCGAGUGCAACGUCGACGAGGUGAUCAAGCACGAGCUGAAGAUGGACGGCAGCCUCGACUUCAACUUCCCCAACCAGCAGCAGGAGGGCAUGCCUCCGGCCGAGGCGCGCUCCGACAUCUCCAACAGCCAGACCAGCGCCCCACCAUCCUAUUCUGCGGCGGUCACCGCGCCGUCCUGGGUGCAUUAACGAAAAAAUUCAGG